Messenger RNA from Astrephomene gubernaculifera, 3637 nucleotides. Lineage: Eukaryota; Viridiplantae; Chlorophyta; Chlorophyceae; Chlamydomonadales; Astrephomenaceae. The record is from the annotation of a GenBank genome assembly.
UAUAUCCAACACUGUUCCCGGCCUACAACAGACAGUACACUACCCCAAUACUUUCUGGUCCCCUACCCUGCAAACAAAGAGGGCAUUGGGGACGCAAGAGCGCUAAAUACAAUUCGUGUAGUUGAGCACCAAUCCGAGUUUCACUGCUUAGCUGUUCCAUACAUAAGCAGUGUUUGUGCGUACCGGUUGGAGUGAAGCAAGACUUUUCCGGUACACUCGGUUCCGGCAGUACCAGCGACUGCCACUCCUCUCCUCGACGAAAGAAAUGGAAGAAACUAGCAACACUCCGGACGCAUGUGAUGCCUCUGGGGCCAGCAGCGCCUGCACUAGCGACGGUUCGGCGCCGCGCUGUCCUGUGGCGCGCCCGAGAGUAAGGCGAAACGUAAGCACGGAUGCUCUUGACGGGCGCCAUGCAAGGAGUAAGGGGCCUUGGACGCUACUGGAAGAAGCAACGCUGUCUAUGCGCCAUUCCCAACUUGGCAACCGGUGGGCUGCUAUAGCAAAGUACUUACCCGGAAGGACAGAAAACGACGUCAAAAACAUGUGGCACAGCACCCUUCGCGCCAAGACCUGCCGCCGCAGUUCUCUCCUCUUCACCUACACACGUGCAGUCAAGGACUGCUGUGACGACCCCCAGGCGAGGCGCGCUGCCUACGAGCGCGCCCAGCAAAUCUGCAAUGCUGGCGCUGCAGGCUUGGGUGCUAGCGGCGUGUUGCCUGGUAGCGGGGGUGUGGCAUCCCUGCUGGGCAGGCAUCCCUGGAGCAGCGCUCCAGGAGUGGAACAGCUGCAAAGCCUUCAGCAAAUACCCUCGCCUUGGCAAACGGAGACCGCGAUUGGAUCGGCUGCUCAGUCGCUAAUCCCUACAGACUGCAGCCUAGGCGGCACUUCACUAACCACCGCCAACCACUUUGGUGGUGUCGUCGUCACCCCCGUCCGCAUCACAGCCAACAACUCGGGCAGUCUACUCGAUGGUUGCGGCGGUGGAUCCGGUUUCGGAGCGGAUUCGGGACCCAUUAGCGCCGCUGCAACCACCGGCUGCUGCUUCCGUACAGCAGCUGGACCGCCGGAGCUGCCCUCUGCUGCAAGCGUUCCCGUUGGCAACGGAUCCGUUGGCGGUUGCACAACAGCUGGCACUGCCUUUCCGGGAAUCAGCGUCAACGGAGGAGUCGGAGGAAUGUACGGCAGCGGUUUGGCAACGGGGUUGUCUGAAUGCCAGCCUGUAUCAUUGCAGUCCUUUCACUGCCGCCGGCUUUCCCAGCCGCUGCUUCCCGCCGUCCGCCCCGCUUCCACAACGGUUGCUUUUGACGCUUGUACGGCUGUGAAUUGUAAGCUGGAGGAUUUGCAGCCGCCGCUGAAGCAGCAGCGGUUCCUGUCGCAAGGCACACAGUUUUACUUCCAGCAGCCCCCGGUUAAGCUUGAGACGCCAACGGCUGCGGCUACCAACAGCGCUGCAGCAUCAGCAGCGGUUGUUGCGGCCGGCAGUUGCGGGGGGGCACCAGGUGCGCUUGGAGGCAGUGCCCGCAGCAACAGCAGCCAUGGCUAUGUGUCGCGCCUCGCUAAACUUGUGCUUGCAAGCGACACGACAACAGCAAACCCGUCUGGAAUGUCCUCCCCAGCGCAGCAACAACAACAGCAGCAGCAGCAGCGUCCCUCUCUCUACGCUGAAUGGCAGCGGCAAACGCAGCUUGCGUCACCGGCGCUGCAGUCUCAGGCAAAUCGUGGUCCGGCCAUUGGAUCAGGACUCACAGACAUGACAGCCGCAAGCGCCGGCGGCGGUUUCACAGAGCCGUUGCAGUUGCGCUUCCCCUCAUCAAAAGUAGCAGAGCUGGAGUUGGACGCCGGCAUGGCGUGCGGCGGACGACCCAUGGGUCAGGGCUGCCUUGAACCGCUUCCCGUGGCCGUUAGUUCGCGCAUGUGGGUCGGUUUGGGUGCGGUUUCUGCUCCGGCAACGGCGGUGGGGUAUUACCCUGCAGCGUCGGAAGCGCUGGCAGAGCAGGCGUGGAAUGCCUUGCAGCCGCAGUUAACGCAGCAGCAGCAACAGCAGCAGCAACAGAUGAAACAACAGCACCUCCAGUCCAGCGGUUACGGCCAACCGGUUGCCGGAGACCUCCCGGCCGGCCAGCCCUCUCUCAUGGCUGCUGCUGCCACCACCACGAGUCAAAGGGCAGCAGGCGCCGGAGCACCCGACAACAACAACAUUCCUCGCCCUGUGUCAACGGGCUACGUCGGAACUAACACGAUGUAUGCACCGGGCGCUUCCUGCCGCCGACCGCUGGAGCUUGGGAACAGCGCUGCGGGAGCCGCCUGGGACCCCGUGUUUCCGCAGCUGCAACAGCAGCCGCAACCGCUGCAGCAGCAACAGCAGCAUACGCAACAGCAGCAGCAGGCUCAGUGGUUGUUGAAGGCGGAAGACGGGGGUCGCGGCGGGGUGUGCGGUGUACCGAGUCGACCUGCGUCGGCGUGUGCGGGGGCCUUUGACGUGGCCGGUAUGUGGGAUGAAAUGGAGGUGUCGGAAGCGGCGGAUUCGAGGCAACAGCAGUUUGCCUCUCGCACCGGCAUAAUUGACCCGGAUGAGAAGAAGAGCGCCGGCGCUGGCCUCCUCCCGUCCUUCCUAGCUCCCGUUGACCUACAGCUCUCCCUGGCGCCCCCCUCCGCCAGCACCAGCUCCACCUCCUCCGGCUGGCAUAUGCCGGGCGGCAACAACCCCACCGCAGCCUCUGCAGCAGCAGCCGCAACAGCAACCGCAGCCGCAGCCGGCAUGAACUGUGCAGGAGGGCCUUUCCAGCGGGGGCAGCAGCAGCCCCAGAACAACGCAAGCUGGCUUGACGCCUCCUCCUCCACGGGCGCUGGUACUGCAGCUGCAGGGGUGUGGGCCGGUGUGUCGGUGAGUGCAGCUCCAGCUGGUGGGCAGUUGGGCAUGAACUCCCUGCGGCUGCCGGUUGCUACGGACGCCGCAGUGGUGAUGGGGCUGGAGGAGGAGGACAUCCUGGCGUGUCUCAGCGGACUUUGAGCGGGGCUUGUUUUGAGCGGGCUUUAAGGGGGGCUUUCUUGAGGAGGAACUGCGGUUCCGAUUCGGCUGCUGGUUGUCGUGGAUGGAUGGUGCUGUGGUGGCUGCGUGGACAGCGCAGCGUCGACUGCAGAGAUCCGGUUGGGGUCAAGGGCCGUGGAGGUUGAUUUUUCCUUCCUCCUAGCAAACCUAGCAAGGCUGGAGUCGGUUGUUCUUAAUCGGAGAUUUGGUAACCUGUGGUUGUGUAAUAAUCUGUGAACCGCGGAUGUAAGCGGUGUGAGUUUCGCGUGGCCGCCAGAAGAGCGGCGGCGUCUUGUGGGUAGUGCGUUAAAGGUGCUGUUCGACUGACGCGGUUAAGAUUGUAUGGAUAGAUGUGUUGUGUACCUGCAGAGAAAGAUAAAGGAUAGCAGGUUAUGGACUGCAGGGGUAUGCUAAUCAUGCAAAUGGGUAUCUGCGUGCCACAGCGGCUGCUUGGCAAUAUUCUUGGUUCCGUGGUAAGAAGGUGCGGGAAUGGAAGGGAUGAAGCAUGGAAAGGAGCAGUGGUAUUGAGAUCUUUACCGCGGGCAGGAUGUUCCGGGCGCUUCCAAAACUGAGCAUGUGGGGGGUUACAUUAUUGGUUUUGUGUUUUUU